Molecule: messenger RNA, 1320 nt
Organism: Cantharellus anzutake
Lineage: Eukaryota; Fungi; Basidiomycota; Agaricomycetes; Cantharellales; Hydnaceae
Exons: 4
Coding region: 1-1320 (439 amino acids)
Biological process (GO): nuclear-transcribed mRNA catabolic process, nonsense-mediated decay; regulation of mRNA stability; cytoplasmic stress granule assembly
Cellular component (GO): cytoplasmic stress granule
Molecular function (GO): mRNA binding
Source: RefSeq, a predicted model, not a curated record
AUGGCUACAGGUGCUGCUGAAGCUCCCCGUCGUGCUCAUUUAUACGUUGGAAACCUGUCUCCACGUGUCACCGAGUACAUGCUGACGGAGAUCUUUGCUGUCGCUGGCACUGUUCAGCACGUUAAGAUUAUCCCCGACCGUAAUUAUCAGCAUGGUGGUUUAAACUAUGGGUUCGUUGAGUACAUCGAUAUGAGGGCAGCUGAAACAGCCCUUCAAACACUCAACGGACGGAAAAUCUUUGAUACCGAAAUUCGCGUUAACUGGGCAUAUCAAGGCCAACAAAAUAAGGAAGACACCACGGGCCACUUCCAUGUCUUUGUCGGCGAUCUCAGUCCCGAGGUAAAUGACGAAGUGCUGCGCAAAGCCUUUGCUGCUUUUGGCAGCUUGUCCGAUGCUCGCGUUAUGUGGGAUAUGAAUUCUGGAAAGUCUCGUGGCUACGGUUUCCUAGCUUUCCGGGACAAAACAGACGCUGAACAAGCCAUUGCUACCAUGAACGGUGAAUGGCUUGGAUCGCGCGCAAUUCGCGUUAAUUGGGCCAAUCAGAAGACGCAAGGCAGCGGCGGAGGUGGCGGUGGCGGCGGUGGUGGUGGUGCACCCAUGCAUAGCCCUGGUAUUGCCAUGCAGGCACCUAUGGCCGGUGGUGCUCCCGCUCCUAUAAACUUCAUGGGAGGUCCAUUGUCGUAUGAGGGAGUUCUGGCGCAAACUCCAGCUUACAACACCACCGUCUAUGUCGGAAACCUUGUUCCUUACUGCACUCAAGCGGAUCUUAUUCCCCUUUUCCAGUCGAUUGGUUACUUGUCGGAAAUCCGCAUGCAGGCCGACCGUGGAUUUGCCUUCGUCAAGCUUGACACACACGAAAACGCUGCGAUGGCUAUCGUUCAGCUCCAAGGGCAACUCGUACAUGGACGUCCGAUUAAGUGCAGCUGGGGGAAGGAUCGUGCGGCCAACGAAGCGGGUGCCGCAGGAACCAUCACUGCGACACCUGGAGUGCAGCCUUACGGCAAUAUGGCUGGAUGGAUGCCGCAGCCCAAUCAGUACCCUCAAUUCGGUUAUGGUUAUCCUGGGUUCCCCGGUGCACAGCAAGCUGCGGGACAAACUCCUGCACUUGCCGGCCCUGGAGCUAAUGCAGGGCAGCAGACUUUCUCAGCAGCUGGAAUUACUGGCGCCGCCCAACCUGGUGCGAUAGAUCCUUCGCAGGCUCAAGGACAGGCUCCACAGUGGGGAGGACAGGAUCAGAAUGCUUAUGCUCAAUCAUACUGGGGUGGCUACUAUGGCGGCCAACCCGAUGGUCAACAACAGCAACAGACGCAGCAAUCUUGA